Molecule: messenger RNA, 1328 nt
Organism: Bubalus bubalis (water buffalo)
Lineage: Eukaryota; Metazoa; Chordata; Mammalia; Artiodactyla; Bovidae
Product: glutathione S-transferase theta-3
Exons: 5
Coding region: 708-1106 (132 amino acids)
Biological process (GO): glutathione metabolic process
Cellular component (GO): cytoplasm
Molecular function (GO): glutathione transferase activity
Source: RefSeq, a predicted model, not a curated record
AGCAAGGAGGCCCGGGGUCUGGGUGUCCUGCGGCCCCCCCGAGUCGGGCGGCCGGUGCAGACAGACUCCCGUCGGAAACCGUGGCUUCGGCCAUCGGUUGUGUAUUGUCCGUCUUACCUUUACUUAGUGAAUACCAACCGUUCUUCACACCCAGGUUAAGGGGCAACAGAGCAGGUAGACAGCAGUGCGGGGGGCUGGGGUUGGGGCGGGGCGAAGUGGAGGAAAGUGGAGAGACGGCUCUCCAAACCAAGGCUCAACUCGGAGAAAACAGUGACGCGGCCUCCUGGUUCCCAGCAGAGGCAACCCCCAUGUGACUGCCCAGAAGAUUGUUUACCUGUAUCUGGCCUCCGCUUUACUCCUACCUGUGCCCGCCUAGGUCGGGAAGGAGUCUGGAAGGUUUGGCACAGGAAGGAAAGAGGAGCGACCUGUGGGAGGCUGAGUGGCUGAGUAGGUCAGGCGUUGCUGGUGAGAGUGAGGUUUGCUGAGGCCUGGGAACAGGCCAGAACCACAGCGAUGACUUUGUCCAGGUGAACCCCCUGAAGAAGGUGCCAGCCCUGAAAGAUGGGGAUUUCACCUUGGCUGAGAGUGUGGCCAUCCUGCUGUAUCUGGCCCGCAAGUACGAGGCCCCUGACCACUGGUACCCCCAGGACCUGCAGGCCCGAGCCCGUGUGGACGAGUACCUGUCGUGGCAGCACACAGCCCUCCGGAUGAGCUGCACCCGGGCCAUGUGGCAGAAGAUGAUGUUCCCCAUAUUCCUGGGCCAACGCGUGCCCCCUGAGACACUGGCGAACACUCUGGCCGAGCUGGACAGGUGCCUGCAACUGCUUGAGGACAAGUUCCUGAAGGACCAGGACUUCCUGGCCGGGCCCCACAUCUCAGUGGCGGACUUGGUGGCCAUCACAGAGCUGAUGCAUCCUGUCAGCGCCGGUUGUGACAUCUUCAGAAGCCGGCCUAAGCUGGCCGCGUGGCGCCAGCGCGUGGAAGCUGCGGUGGGGGAGGACCUCUUCCGAGAGGCCCAUGCGGUCCUCAUGAAGGCCAAGGACCUGCCUCCAGCAGACACUGCCGUGAAGGAGAGGCUGAAGCCCUUAGCGCAGCUGUUCUUGUAGUGAGUCCCGGCCAGCCUGCCACGGCACUCUAAGAAGUGGUGCUCCCUCCCCUCGGCUGUGGGCCAAAACACGGCUCCCCGCUCAGAGUCCGGGCCACAGUGCUCUCCAAACGCCAGUCCUGCAUGACUUCCUCCUCUGCCCACUAACUUCACCCUUACCCCUUGCACGCUGACUUCCAUGUGAACUCUGGAAAGAGCUCUAGUAAACACAAAAGUGACCCUG